This is a messenger RNA of Drosophila serrata, 1829 nucleotides long. Its product is annotated as short-chain dehydrogenase/reductase family 16C member 6. Gene Ontology annotation, molecular function: oxidoreductase activity, acting on the CH-OH group of donors, NAD or NADP as acceptor. The record is from RefSeq and is a predicted model, not a curated record. NCBI's taxonomy places the organism in Eukaryota, Metazoa, Arthropoda, Insecta, Diptera, Drosophilidae. Gene Ontology annotation, cellular component: lipid droplet.
UGAAUUACUCACAAUGGGGACCUUCAACAAACAGAUCCCAGAUCCAGUUUCCAGAAACUUCAUACCUUUAUCUUUAUGGGGGCCAGAUAAAGGGAAAGCAAACACCGGAGAGCUCUUAUCGGCACCCAUCUUCCGUCGUCCGCAGUGCCCACUGUGCACGCGUGGGGAAAACAAUAAAGCCAAACAAAAAAAGCAGAAAGCCAGGCCAAGACGAGACGUCAGGUGAAACCGCGCCUGCAACUCCACUCGUUCGAAUCCACUCAAAGAGGCCCGUGGCGCUGUGCUGCCCACUCGGAUCUGCAGUCGUAGAUUCAGAAACCAGAUAACGACGAGCACCCGGCGAUCUCCACUCAGUCGAUGGGGAAGAGUCGAAAGCUUGUACACGUAGUUUGGCAUUCGCAUUCGGUUGUUGGCAUUGGCGUUGGCGGUAUCGUCGAGGUUUCGUGCUUGGUCUCUGUUGCCUGAUCAGCGUCGCGUUGCAGUUGUGUAAAGUUGUGCCAUAUUCGUUUUGACCGCGAAAUUUUCUGGGCUAAGAAAAUCUACCUUAUUGCCCCUUGUUUUCUGUGUGAGUGAGUGAGUGGCAGAAAUGGUGGAAACGGCAACCACUACGACCAUAACGCGAUCCACCACAACGGCACCGGCGGGAUCGGUGACGGUGACAGUGCCCGGCUCCUCGGCCACGCCCACAGCGGCUCAGGCAGCCGCACGGGCGCAACGCAAUGAUGAGACCACCCGGGCCAUAUUCAACCUGAAAGUGAUCUUGUUCCUAAUCCUGCUGCCACUGAUUCUGUUUGCUGUCUUCCUGAAGCAUCUGCUGGAUUAUCUCUUUGCAUUGGGACUCAAGGAGAAGGAUGUCAGCGGCAAGGUGGCACUGGUGACCGGCGGUGGCAGUGGCCUAGGACGUGAGAUCUGCCUGGAGUUGGCUCGGCGUGGAUGCAAGCUGGCUGUGGUGGAUGUCAACUCCAAGGGUUGCUAUGAGACGGUGGAACUGCUCUCCAAGAUCCCGCGAUGUGUGGCCAAGGCUUACAAGAAUGACGUCUCCUCGCCGCGGGAGCUUCAGCUGAUGGCCGCCAAGGUGGAGAAGGAACUGGGUCCCGUGGACAUACUGGUCAACAAUGCCUCCCUUAUGCCCAUGACCUCAACGCCCUCGCUAAAGAGCGAUGAAAUCGACACGAUUCUGCAGCUGAAUCUGGGCUCUUACAUAAUGACCACUAAGGAGUUUCUGCCCAAGAUGAUAACCCGCAAGUCUGGUCACCUGGUGGCAGUGAAUGCCCUGGCUGGCCUUGUUCCUUUGCCCGGAGCUGGCAUCUACACGGCCACUAAAUAUGGCAUCGAAGGAUUCAUGGAGUCACUGCGAGCUGAGCUCCGUCUGUCGGACUGCGACUAUGUGCGUACCACAGUGGCCAAUGCCUACCUGAUGCGUACCAGCGGAGAUCUGCCUCUGCUCAGCGAUGCAGGCAUAGCACAAAGCUACCCCGGGUUGUCCACUCCCUACGUGGCGGAGAAGAUUGUCAAGGGCGUGCUCCUGAACGAGCGCAUGGUGUACGUGCCAAAAAUAUUCGCACUCAGUGUGUGGCUCCUCAGACUGCUGCCCACCAAGUGGCAGGACUACAUGCUGUUGCGCUUCUACCACUUCGACGUGCGAAGUGCUCACCUGUUCUACUGGAAGUGAGGAGUGAGAACCAUACCAUACCAUCCCAAAAGCAUUUACGCGGAGAGCUCGAAGCUUUUUGGUUUCCCAUUCGCAGUUCUUAAUUCAACUGUUGCUUACGCUAGGUUUAAAUGUUUAGCUAUUUAUACGAAACCUUAACUUAAAUUAAAUAUAUCUU